AUGGUGCUAUCUUUUGAUCGCAAGUUGAGGUCAAUAACUGUGGCCGUUUUUGUGUUAUGGAAUAAAUUGAAGGCAAUCCAACUCCUCAUGGGUGGAUGUCGUGGUCUUUGUUCUAUUGGAACUCGUCAUCUUAGCUUUGCUCGUUUUCUCUGCUGUUUCGUUAUAUUUCAGGCACUUGAGACUUUCUUUUAUCUUAGUAUGCAUCACAUUGCUCGUGCUUUUAUGCAUGAAAAUUACAAAGCAAAUAAGACACGCCCGAAAAAAGAGGCGGAGGAUGCUUCUUCCAUUGUCAAUGUAGAGGCCUAA
Ilex paraguariensis (yerba mate) is the source of this 306-nucleotide messenger RNA. The record is from the annotation of a GenBank genome assembly. NCBI's taxonomy places the organism in Eukaryota, Viridiplantae, Streptophyta, Magnoliopsida, Aquifoliales, Aquifoliaceae.